AUGGACGGCCCCGAUCAAAUUGGUCCCGAUCAAUCGCCUAAACGUACUUACAAGGAUAAGCUACGGGGUUUCGUCAGAACUUUCACUACUCGUGAGGGCCUCAUUGGCGACUAUGACUAUGCCUACCUGUUCACACCCCGCAUACCCUUCACCAAGCAAACGCGCAAAUCAGCCCCAUUCUUCGGCCUCGAGGAUCGCGUACCAGUUCUCCUCGCAUUACUCCUCGGUUUACAACAUGCUCUGGCCAUGUUGGCUGGUGUCAUUUCACCACCUAUCAUGCUGGGUGGAACAUCCGGCGCCAACUUCGGCGAAGAAGACUACCAAUAUCUUGUUUCAACAUCCCUGAUCGUAUCCGGCCUUCUCAGCGCCCUUCAGAUUGCUCGAUUCCACAUUAAAGGCACGAAAUACUAUAUUGGAACCGGUCUUCUCUCCGUUGUCGGUACCUCCUUCGCUACAAUCACUGUCGCCGAAAAUGCCUUCACCCAAAUGUACAACUCAGGCUACUGUCCCACCGAUGCUAACGGGACUAAACUGCCCUGCCACAAGGGCUAUGGCGCCCUCCUGGGUACUGCCUGCCUCUGUUCGCUCCUUGAAAUCGGUCUCUCCUUCAUGAACAGCGCCGUCCUCGCUCGCGUUUUCCCUCCCUCGUUACCGGUCCCACCGUUCUCCUCAUCGGUGCUUCCUUGA
Penicillium malachiteum is the source of this 687-nucleotide messenger RNA. RefSeq lists its product as uncharacterized. The record is from RefSeq and is a predicted model, not a curated record. Bases 1 to 687 code for a protein of 228 amino acids. The transcript has 3 exons. NCBI's taxonomy places the organism in Eukaryota, Fungi, Ascomycota, Eurotiomycetes, Eurotiales, Aspergillaceae. Gene Ontology annotation, cellular component: fungal-type vacuole; membrane. Gene Ontology annotation, molecular function: xanthine transmembrane transporter activity. Gene Ontology annotation, biological process: xanthine transport; transmembrane transport.